AUGGCAGAUUCAAAGAGCAGAAAACGCAAGUUGCUGCGGGUUCCUCGCAAGAAGGGUUCGCUAUCUAUUUUCAAUAAUCUGACUGACGAACUCCUUAAUGAAAUCCUCAUUAGACUACCAAGUUGCAAACAAGCAAUUCGAUGCAAAUUGGUUUGCAAACGCUGGUUUUCCCUAAUCACCUCCGAUUACUUCGUGACUACCUCUGUCCACCACCAUCGAAAUAAGGAUGAAACUAUUCUCCCCUUUACUCUUCUUUUACAUGAUCGGGAAAAUAAUAGUGUAGAGUAUGUAGAGUGCCCCAAACGGAAACGUGGUUUAUCAUCAAGCCAUGUGGAUUUAGGGUUUCUGCCGGAUAAAAUAUGCUUAGAAGCAUCCUAUGGUGACUUAAUUUUAUGCUAUGAUGGAAGAAAUUACUCUAUCUGUAAUAUUCUGACUAGGCAAUGGAUUAUUCUUCCCCCUUCCCGUUUAGGUAUUAGUGGUGGUAUUGGUUUCUUGGUUGAGCCUAAUUGUGUGGAUAAUGUUCCAUACAAGGUGUUAAAAUAUUCUUUUCGUGAUGAAUAUAGGAUUGACGUUGAGAUUUUUUCGUCUGAGCAAGGAAGAUGGACCAGAUUUGUUGUUACAUCUCCGCGCCGUUUGAAUUACUUAAAGAGCAACACUCCACUUAUUGCUUGUGGACGGAUGUUAUAUAGAUUGCCUUAUAGGAGUUGUGACCAUAUGCCGGCUAACUUUGUUAUGGCAUUUGAUCCAUUCACAAAUGAUCCUGCACAAAUUGUACACAUUAUUGAUUUACCAUUUGAGACUCGUGAUGAACGUACCUUAUUGUUAUGCGGUCAAUAUGAUUUCUUAGUGUCUUCUACAUUGGGGGUGUGUCGAGGUCGUCUACGGUUUGCUCAAGUAGCUGAAAAAUAUGGUUUAUUCCUAAGUGUAUGGGAGCUUGAGGAUUACAGAAUGGGGAAAUGGACAUUGGUGCACAAGAGCUUAAGCAGACAACGACUAGGAUCUGUGCUAGCUUUUCACCCAAAUAAUGAGGAUCUUAUAUGUUCUCGUAUAGGUGAUUAUCGCGUUGUCGUGUACAAUUUACGAACGGGUAAAGUGGAAAGCUUUACCUACCCUCGUAUACUCAAGCUGCCGAAUUCGCCAAGCAGUGAUGCAUUACAAGUAUUACCAAUUACACAAAAAUGGUGGCCAACACCAGUAAGAGGAGCUUCCUAUCAGGAGUGAGUCUUGGUCCUUUGGAUUGGAGUUGUUGAUCGUUCGUAUCGUUUUCUUUUUAUUGUCCAUAUUUAGUUCUUCCAGGCCUAUGAUAUAGUGCUGAACUCCAAACAUGCUAACUUAGAAUUGUUUUUUGUUUUGCUUGAUAGUUAGCAAAGACCUUUAUUUCAGGUUAUUGUAUUCAUAGUUUUUAACUCCUCAGUUAUCCCCACUGCUCAAUAUUUUUAAUGCCUAUGACUUUUAUA
Messenger RNA from Lycium ferocissimum, 1457 nucleotides. RefSeq lists its product as uncharacterized. Bases 1 to 1221 code for a protein of 406 amino acids. Lineage: Eukaryota; Viridiplantae; Streptophyta; Magnoliopsida; Solanales; Solanaceae. The record is from RefSeq and is a predicted model, not a curated record. Gene Ontology annotation, molecular function: protein binding. The transcript has a single exon.